UUCGGGCUGUAAUGGCGGUUACGGUUUAUCGUGUGUUUCGUAAUGUUUGUUUAAAAAGAGUUCCUUGAAAAUUCUGUCUGUUACAUUUAUUCACUGAGUUUUGUGCAUGAACGUAACCAGCGGUAGUGAUGUCCUCGCUUACAUUUUCACAAAAGCUGUUGACACCCAUACCUCCAGAGAAGGGUAGUUUUCCACUCGACCAUGAGGGUGCCUGUAAAAUAGUCAUGAUUAAGUAUAUGCGUUGUUUAAUCAACAAUAACUAUGAAGCUACGAUGUGUCGGGAUCUCUCAAAGGAAUAUCUUGAUUGUCGAAUGAAUAAUGAGCUAAUGGCGCAAGAAGAAUGGUCCAAUCUUGGUUUCUCUGAUGAGGUCAAGAAGACAUAACAGAAACGAUUUAUUACUAAUC
Messenger RNA from Eufriesea mexicana, 405 nucleotides. Its product is annotated as cytochrome c oxidase assembly protein COX19. The transcript has a single exon. The record is from RefSeq and is a predicted model, not a curated record. Lineage: Eukaryota; Metazoa; Arthropoda; Insecta; Hymenoptera; Apidae. Gene Ontology annotation, cellular component: mitochondrial intermembrane space. The coding region runs from base 129 to 383 and encodes 84 amino acids. Gene Ontology annotation, biological process: mitochondrial respiratory chain complex IV assembly.